UCAAAUACAAUUCAGCAGUCGCAUCGAGCAGACGUUUAGCGCAUGAGACGAAAGUUCUCCAUUAAGAAACCAAAAAACAAAAUAAAGGAAGAGACAAAAAGUCGUGUUGAAUUGCAUAUGAAGUGCAUUUUUGAAUCGCGCGUUCAAGAACGGAGAAGCAAACGAUAAAGAACGUAUGCGCACACAAAUUGAAUUCGAAAUCGAAACGUCUGGAAUAACGAGACGAAUUUUGUGAUUGGAAAUCAGCAUAAUUUUGUCUGUUUGUUUUUUGUUUUUGUGAGCAUUUGAGCUGUGUUCAUUUUUUUUUUCGUGCGUGCCAACUAAAGAAGAACAGCAACGAAAUGGCUUUUAUGAUGCCAGUUAUGAAGAACAACUAUGAUAUCUAUAAGGAUACGCGUGCCCGCUCCCGCAAAACAUCCGAAUGCUCAAACGUGAGCAGCGGCAACGGCACCUCAGCGUUGGCCAGCGCCCUUGGAACGCCGGGCCAGCCGUCGCAGCAGCAGCAACGUCGCCGCAAGGUGUCCGAAUGUAAGUCGGAGAGUUUUGCAACGUCACCGUCGCACGGUCAGCUGGGCGCACAUCGCAUGCAGAUGCAGCGCUGUCACAGUUCGCGCGGCUUCAGCCGCAACACUUCGCGCAGCUCCCACGGCGGCUCCAUGAUGCAAAUGUCGCAGGCAAUGAUGUCGCCGACGCGGUCGAGUCCGCCCAGCCGCACACAGACAGCAUCGGCACUGGAACGACAGGCGGCAGCGCAGGCCGCCGCACAGGCAGCAGCAGCAGCGGCGGCGGCGGCGACAGCGCAGCAGGAGCAGCGCUCAGCUGAGCAGAGCAACGAUUAUACGAAGUUCCAUAUGCGUUUGGUCGACAAGCUCCGCAAGUCCUUUCGCAAGGAUAGCAGCAAGCGAUCAUGAGAACACGUCACACACACAAACAGCAACAGCAGCAGCAGCAACCACCACAACAACAACAACAACCACAAUGGCAGCGUCGGCGGCAACAACAACAACAUUAAUGGCUGGCAGGCUGACGACGACACUGGCAGCAUACAAGCAACGCCGCAGUCGCUGCCAACGCAGAGUUCCAGUGUGGUCAGCCGCUUGGGUCGACGCUUUAAACGCUGCUGCAAAGCGUUCAGCGCAGCCGCCGUCGUUGCCAGCGGCACAGCUGCGCCUGAGCUCGACUUUAACAAUGGCAUCGGUGGCGACGGCGGUAGCGCUGAGCAUCUAACCGCUGGCAGUCCGUACGCCAUACGACGCUUUCGACGUCGCUGCAGCAGCGGCAGCAGCAUGAAUCGCCUGAAGCUGCGACUGCGCCGAUCCACCUCGUCACCGGGCUAAACACAGCGCAGCGGCAGAGAACUUCGCUUGCAUAUGGGAUAUGUAUGGGAUACAAAAGAAAUUCGAAAACGAUAUUCGAAUAUUCGAAUUCGAAUGCUGGAAGGGCUACGAAAGCAGCUGAAUGACAGCGACUGCACACGCAGCGUUGAUGUUGCGUGUGCCGCAAUCUGAGAGACGGCAAGCGCAAGGGCGAGCGCAAGCGUUGACAGAGCGUGGGCAGAGCGUCAAAUAACGGCCGUGGCGAGCGUGAACGUACACUGAAACAGGUAGCAAGGACGCGAGGAGGUGGCAUGUGGAAAACAAGUUGCCAGCUGUUUGCAAAUUCUUUUUUGAAACUACUUUUUUUUUUCUCGUUUAAAUUU
Molecule: messenger RNA, 1699 nt
Organism: Drosophila navojoa
Lineage: Eukaryota; Metazoa; Arthropoda; Insecta; Diptera; Drosophilidae
Source: RefSeq, a predicted model, not a curated record